AUGGCGGGCCACAAACCCAUUGCUCGGGAGGAUGACUACGACUUUCUGCACUCCCUCCUGGGUUCCGUAAGUCUCGCUGUCCACAUUUAAUGUUAGACUGUCUUUCAGGACCAGCCAGUCACAUCAUGCAUUGUAAUUUCUGGACCACCAGGGAGUGGCAAGUCGCUUUUGAUAAACUCGGUUCUGGACGACUUGUCGCAGAGCUCUAACACGAGAUCAGUUAAAGUUAGCUGUCUCGAGGCCUGUCCAACAAGCACAGGAGUCCUUAACACUAGCCAAAACCUCGUCUUGUUCGACCUCCUCCUUUACCAUCUCAAAUUCCGCUACUGUCCCUCUGCCGAAUUUACAACACGCUGCGAUAGCCCUGCUGCAUUCAUUGAACGCCUCACUGACCUGCUACUCUCUAUUUCCUGCAAAGACGAAAGGAUGCCUGGUAACUUGCCCUUUUCUGUCGUUCUUACCGGAUUAUCUCUUGUGUAGCCACUUUCUGCAUCGUCCUACACCAGGCUGAAAAAUUACGAGACAGUGCUGCCGAUCUCCUGUCAGUAAUGGUCACCCUGAAUUCUCUUGUAGCAGAGCAUGCACGCAUUUAUCAUCCCUCUGUUGUUACCUCGGGCCGCCUUCCUAACGUCGUCAGUGUGCUUCUGACCAGUUGCUCUUGGGACAAGUUCUACUCUGGGACCUUCGCUUCAGAACCCACCACGCUCUACCUAAAGUCGUAUACACGAGAACAGUUGGCUGCUAUCCUAAUACAUGCCUCACCCACUGAAUCGCCGCGCUACGCGAGGUUUGUGGACCUCUUACUCACUGUCUGUUUUCCCGUGACAAGGAGUGUCCGAGAACUACUCUACCUUGCACAGGUGAGUUAUUUACUUCUGAAAUGUGUGGUGCGAGUCUGUAUUUCUGCUGUUUUGUACAAGCUCCAACCCCUCUGUUUAUGUAAUUAGGAGAUUGCAGUCUUUGAAACUCGCCGAUCAGCACGGCUAGAGUUUUGCUGCCGGACAACUCCUUUAUUUAUCAUGGGGUGGGAUAAGUUAUCUUUAAGUUGAUUUAAAAGUUACGUUUUCUGGGUUCUUAGAAGUGAGAGAACUCAAGCACAGUACCAGAGUCGCCGAUCUAUCUAUUCAUUCCGAAAAUCCGAUCAUUCGUAGUCUCAUAGUCUUGCUACUAUGACCGCUCUGGCACCUUUUUGUAGGAGACGCCAGCUUAUUCGCCUGUUCCUCCACCGAGUCCGCAGCAGAUCAAUUACCUUGUGGGAUAUGAAUGGGCAUUCGACUCCGCGGUAUUCGCGGGGUUAGGGACCACAGUUACCCAAGAACAGCUGAAAUCCGUGAAUACUUGAGAUUUUUCUAAAAAGAAGCUCAUAACUUUCUACCAAAUGCACCUUGAACUACCAUCCCAAAACACUUUAGUAUUUUUCUCUGUUUACAUUAAUAUUUGAAAAUGAGUAGAUCAUUUUCAUCGUGAAAAAUGUAUCUAGUUACGCAAAUAAACACAAGUAAUAAACGACGGUUUUAGGUAUGCUCUACGAAGAAAAUCCGCGAGUAGACGGGUGUCAACUGUAUUUUCCCGGGGACACUUUAGCUGCAUAGACUGCCUACUCAUUUGACUUAGGUAAAUUGGUAUAAUUAAACAAGAUUCCUUGAUGCCCUUCUUUUUCGGACAGUGUCUAGGUUUUGGAGAAGAAGACACGAUCGCCGGGGCAAGAGCUCUAUUAGCCGGACGUUUCGGAUUCCUGCUCGAAUCCAUCAUCAGAGACAAAAGCAGAUAAGGGUGGUUCAUGCAUAUGCGGCUGCAGUAUUUAUAGGAUGCAAUAGCCAUGCUACCGCAUACCUAUGAUUAUUCCCGGCUUCCCCCACUUCAUCAGGGAUCGUUGCACGUGGCGUGAUGGCCGACAUUCGCGUCGUUAAUUGCUGCAAUUCCAUCACGUGCGUUGGAUGUUAGUGUGAUGAUUGCUCGACCAUCUGACGUGCUGACGCGGGUGUUGGGAAGAGUGUUCACCUGUGUUCACCGACGCGAAUGUCGACCAUCACGCCACGUGCAAUGAUCCCUGAUGAAAGGGGGGGGAGCCGGGAAUAAUCAUAGGUAUGCGGUAGCAUGGCUAUUGCAUCCUAUAAAUACUGCAGCCGCAUAUGCAUGAACCACCCUUAUCUGCUUUUGUCUCUGACGAUGGAUUCGAGCAGGAAUCCGAAACGUCAGGCUAAUAAAACUCUUGUCCCGGCGAUCGUGUCUUCUUCUUCAAGACUGCUUCCUGGGACUCGUCUCUUCGCUUCUAUUGGCAGUCAUCUAGGUCGUCGCCAUGACCGCCGGACAGGGCUGGGUGCUCAUUGACCCCUAACAUCCACCCCUUUGGCUUCUCCCUCCGUACCAGCUUUUCCCCCUCUGCGACUAGUAUAAUGCCGACUGAAGGCCAUGUUGAUACGGCGGUCCCCGUAACCCUCAAAAGGUUUUCUGCCAGUUGAGAACAGAGUGGUCAGACAGUGCUAGUUGUCUUUUUGUCGUUACUGCUGCCCACCCCGACACUCCCCCCUCCCACCUGCCUAAAACAGUCAGUGGGGUCUAACCGGGCUAUAGUGAGCCCUGCUCCUUCUGCGCACGUCUUACGCUACCGUUACGGUGCGCGUGGUAGCCACGAGUCAGUUUUCUGUUUGUCACAGACAAGGUUGCCGGACAAAACUAGUUGUCCUUUGCCUCUAUCACCGGCUACCCAUCACCCAACCUCCCUACGUAAUUAAGUGAAUACCGAUUGUAGUGUACCUUGCUAUUUUCGUGUAUUUCUUCCCUAACCGUUACGGUAGGCGUCGUUAUCCGUCGAGUUUUUUUUAUAGUCGCAGACAGGUCGCUAGGAAGUACCACUUGCCCUUUGUCGUUACCGGAGCUCAAGUGCAAAAUCUGUCACAUUUAUUGCUUUCCCUUGAUUGUGGCCAACCUGCUCUCUACCGCCUUCAUGUAUAUAUAAUUAUCCCAGUGCCCCGACUUGAAGGAAUGGCCUUGACGGCAUUGACGAAAGCUCACCAACCAUUCCGUUUCUAGAUCGGUUAUCCGAAUCCGUCCCGUCAAUGGUUGCGCAGUGUGUUUAAUGGGGUUGCGUGGUUCCCUAUUGGCCACUUCUCGCAGUGCGCGGAAUUGAAUACACAGUUACUUAUUGCAUUAAAACAAGCGCGUGACAUAAAUAAGGUUUUCUGACUUCCUACAUAAUUUAAACCGUACCGUCCCUUCCUUUAAAAAUCCUCAUCCGUAUUGCACGUGGUCUUGCGACACAAUGGCGGAGGGGAGCAUGCAUUGGUCGGAUGUGGUUUGGUAGCCCCACCUGAAGUAAAGAAACCCCAGUCACCUCUAAUACGGGAUCGGUAGUAAUAGGGUUUUUACAGGUGUGUCCGGGGAACGCACAGGCGACGAGGUCAGGUAGUUGUAUCCAAAAGAAACGCUAUUGGGAGAGCUUGUUUGUACUUUCAAUGGUUGAGAAAUAGUUUCUUUAACCCCCAACCCUAACUCUAACCCCCCACUAUAACCUCUAAUCCUAGACCCCAACCCCAGCCCCAACAGUAUUGUGUCCAUCAGGUGGGGCUGCCAAACCACAUCUUACCUAUGCAUUUUUUACUUGGCCCAUUACUAUUUCUCCGCAACUCCUGUUGCAUGUGACACGCAUUUCCCGUCACCUCAGACACUGCCAGUCAAUCAUCGCCAGUCGGCAUUUCUCGGACUGACUGCCGGUAUGGGAAAGAAAGAGAGGGUAAGAUCGAUUCAGUCCGGGCCCAGCGCUUUAGCUCCUCGUCUAUAAACAACAGAGUGCAUCUUAAAACUACCACGGCGCACUAACAGCCGUGUCUUGCAGAAGUGCAAGCUAAAGGCGCAACUUGAUCUUACUCAAGACUGAGAGUCGGAAGGAAUAGCCCCCUACCGUGGCACCCAUUUAUGUGGGAUCCGAGAUAUCCUCAGUAUAGACUGGUUUGUAGGGAGUUAAGGAGAUCGCGUGUAGCAUGUGGAUGGACAGUCUAGCUUUGUCAGCCACUGUCUCCACGCCUAUCCCUAAGCUUCUGACUUUGCCUUGCCAGCGGAGUGCUGUAGGCGGGGAAUGAGUGAGCUGAGCAGACUUGCGUCACUGCGAAUAAAGUAACAGUCUCCCUAGUCUUUUUCGGUACCAUGUCAUUUAAUUCUACGACUUGUCGCUGUGCGACCGCCUGCGAAGGUUCUAGUAUGAGCCCCAAGGCACAGCGGAACAAGCAAUUUCCGUAACCUGGUCGGUGAGCUCCCAUCUGUCGUGAUUGGUAUUCCUGAUCACAACCGAUGUAUAUAUAUAUAAUGCAUAGACAGCUCGCUUGACAUGCUUAUAUACCUCACUUCAUAAGGCCUAUGACAUACUGACGAUCGGUAACGACCGUGAAACAGCUGUCUGCGUCUGGCCUGCUGCACCCUUAGCGAGCUGCCUAUGUAUUAUAUGUGGUAUGUGUCCUAUAGCACAGAGUUCGUUGUUGCCAGUAGCAAGCUGGCGGGCGGACAGAAUGGGAUCGAGUGAGAUCCUAACCACAACAGUAAGUGUCAAACGCCUACUUGACAUGCUUAUAUACCUCACUUCAUAAGACCUAUGAGGUACUGAUGAUCGGUAACGACCAUGAAACAUCCGUCUGCGUCUGGCCUGUCGCAAGUUCGAGCCCCAGAUUUUCCGCACUUCGGAGUUGGGCAUGACUGGCUGACGACGACUAAUAAGCCAGAAAUGGCCAUUCCAGUCUCCCUUGUCUUCGUCGGUAAUGACAUAAUGCUUAUAUCAUGCGCCGCUGUGCGGCUGCAGGUUGAGCUCGAGGGAGAACCCGUAAGGCACAACGGAACGAGUGAGUUCCGUAAGAACGGUCGGUGAGCGCCCCGACCAUUAUAUAUAUAUAUAUAUAUAUAUAUAUAGAUGAGAUGAUACCGACAAAGACAAGGGAGACCGGAAUGGCCAUUUCUGGCUUAUUAGCCGUCAUCAGCCAGUCAUACCCAACCCCAAGUGUGGAUCACUUGAGAUUCGAACCCGGGAUCUUUGGUCAUGGAGUUGAACGCUCUACCAUUGAGCCACGGGCCCGUUGUCCUGUCGGUUGUGAUCGGGAAUAUUAAUUAUGACAGUGGGCGCUCGCCGAUCAGGUUACGGAACAUGCUCGUUCCGUUGUGCCUUGGGGCUCAUACUUAAACCCUCGCAGGCAGUCGCACAGCGACUAGUAGUAGACAUAGAUGAGAUGAUACCGACAAAGACAAGGGAGACCGGAAUGGCCAUUUCUGGCUUAUUAGCCGUCAUCAGCCAGUCAUACCCAACCCCAAGUGUGGAUCACUUGAGAUUCGAACCCGGGAUCUUUGGUUGGGUAUGACUGGCUGAUGACGACUAAUAAGCCAGAAAUGGCCAUUCCGGUCUCCCUUGUCUUUGUCGGUAUCAUCUCAUCUAUGUCUACUACUAGUCGCUGUGCGACUGCCUGCGAGGGUUUAAGUAUGAGCCCCAAGGCACAACGGAACGAGCAUGUUCCGUAACCUGAUCGGCGAGCGCCCACUGUCAUAAUAUAUAUAUAUAUAUAUAUAUAUAUUCACUCAGGAAUGGGCGCACACCGAUCCAUUGGCUUCCCGAAGCAAACAAGCUUCGUAUGGGCCAAAGGGGUCAGGAACAGGCAACCACCUACCAGGCCUCGGUUGCUUUCGCACCUAUCUAGGGGAGUACAAGCUGAAUUUUCGCAAUGAAGCUCGGCAUAAUCGAAAUGUAUGAAGUCGCAGUUAUAACCGAGCGCCAGGGUGUAUUCGAACUAAACUUAAGCUGGGCAACCAAGUCCGUCAUUUUCUGAAACAGGUCAGGACGCAUCUUCUAUACGUGGCUCGUGUCUGGCAUUCACUCUGCUAUCGCGCCUUAGUGGUCCCUGGUAGAUGAGGUAAGUGAGCUAAUUAACUGACUAAUCUUCGAAAUAUCAAGUUGCCUCCUGGUGCCCGGCUAGCUAAAGCGUACCAGAUGUUCCUGGUAGUUGUACGCCAAUUUUCGUUGCAGUUGUAUGGUUCAGAACGCAUGAUCUCGCGGCAUAAGCUCUUGAGGUCCGUAUCGCCACGAAGUCAAGCAGCCUCUACACUAUCAGCAAAUCAGAUCACUUCACCGGAUACAUAUUCCUUGUCGUGCCGCUCGCCGCGACAUGUCCUCUCUUGCCAUAUACUUGGGAGAGUAUUUUCAGUCCCAGCUACUUCUUUUCAUCUAAGAGCAUCUGAUAAGUAACUCUCUUGCGUAAGUGCCGCUGAGCAGUUAGGGACACCUGGAAGCCCGUGGUCGUGGCAAAUUUAUCCAGACGGCUAACAUCGUGCUUACUUUUUCGACAGCACGUAAUCUAAGCGGUAGCCGAACUCCCGUAAGAUCACAGUCGAAAUUAUUUCCAUUGCCGUUAUCAGCGCAGCGCAUUGCUCCGAAGUUUAGCAUGCGGUAACUGGGUUGAUUUUGACUGUGGCCAUCAUUUCGGUACCAGCAGCCUGCAAAAUCUUUACCUGAGAUUCCAAAAACGGGUCCUUUUAAUGGCCAAGCAGUUCUCUGUAACGAAAUUGAAAAGUCCUUCACCAUUCGGGUGACGGGUCCCACCACGGCAUGGUUUUCGUCUCGACACUACAGUCCUCUCUCACAACAGGGUCGCGCUGUGCAAUACGCCUGACGCCGUCUGCUUUUUUCUGCCCAUUAUCAAAAUUAGGUGUUGUGAUGCAAUACCGUCUGGCUUAUGCAGAGUUCUCCAUGACAUUACUGUGGCUGUGAGCAGAAAUUGUUUGGUUUCAGAACAACCAAAGUUCUCACCCAAGUGAUGUGGAUAUUUAUCGUCGUAUGAGUAGGACACGUCUGAGGGUCACAUCGAAAUUAUCCGGCCCUAUCAUAUAUAUUAAUUGCACCAUUAAGGAAUAGGAGUCUCAUUCUGCGAGUAACCAGUGUUGGCGGUAAUUGAGUUUCAAAAUAUAAUAGGCACACCGGACGUCUAAAAUGCCGAAUCUAAACCUCAUGGGGAAGGUGUCCUCACCGACUCGCUGGUCCCUCUCAUCAUUCACGUGUCCCCCGUAGUGGGGGGCAAUAAACUCGUCCCACCUGAUUAUUUUGACUAUUACUGCUUGUCAUCCCUGUAGUUCAAUUGGAAGGCCUUCGAUGAACCAGUAGCCAGUGGCAAGGUUGCUGCUGAUGAUGAAUGGGCUCAGUGGCGCUACGCCCUGCCCACACUCAAACGUUCCCUCUCUACCAUCUACCUGCGUCCGGAACCAACACCUACCAACCCACUGGCUGGUCCUGUGGUUUGCGCCAAUGCGACUACCGCCGCAAGUGCUAACGUCCUCGAACUGCCCCUCUAUGCGCGCUUCCUCCUCGUUGCCGCCUACAUUGCCUCCUACAACCCCAAAUCGGCGGACAAGCGUUUCCUCGCGAAGGCACGUCCCUCUCUUCUAACCAGUCCCUUCUCGGCAUGCACGUUUGUGAUUUCUAACAAGAACUUUUUCUAUCUCUACCAUUAUGCUUUACCUUUAGAACACUGGAAAGCUCUCAUCUCGUGCAAAGAAACAAUCAAAGAAAACGGAGAACGUAAGUGUACCCUAAAAAAUCUCAGGUUUUCACAUGCCUCAGUAUUUCAUCCGAGUACAGCAUAAAGGUCUCAUUUUAUUGGUUUUAUGUCAACUUUACAUAAACAGCUUAUCAUGCAUCGUGUGUUUUGGGCUCUUUGACUGGUUACCUUCCCAGUAUGGGUGCUCACAGAUCUUAAUAUUACUGGCUGUUAUGAUGCCAAAGCUAGGGAUAACGCUCCUCACCGUCUUUAAUCAGUCUUUUAAUGACCCUAUUUGUCACUCGGCCAAAGCCGCCAGUUCCGUCACCUUUGCGUUUUUUAAUUGUAUCUCCUGGCCUGCUAUUAGUAUUACGGUGUUAAUUAGUAUCUUUCAUUUUGGUGCUCUGGAAUUCGUGCUUUCUGUAUCGUCUCUUAUAUCAGCACUUCGACACGGUAACAAAAUUCGACGACAGUAUAGAGAAGGACCCCACUUAACUGUCAGUAGAUUGUGGACCGUGUCAUAUAGGGUUGUAUCUAGGCAUGCAUUUGCAGGCUGUUGCAGAAAUUACACUGCCAACAACGAUUACUUCCCACGACCUCACACCGUAACUCAAAAUCCGUUAUUUUGUAAAAUUUACUUCUUGUUUAUUGCUUGAUUACUACUCUCAUUUCCGUUGUCGUACAAUGGCGUAGGAUAAUACUUUUGGCAUAAAACCAGGCAAUUUCUGUGUCUUCUUUCAUUUUGUCAACUUACUGUCCAGCGUGCUGCCCUACCCAUAGAACUCCCUUUAACAUGAAUCACGUAUGGCACAGUUCACAGUCUACCGAAAGUUAAGUGGGGUCCUUCUCUAUACCGUUGCCCAAAAUUCAUUGGACAAAAUACUGCCUGAAAUUGUUACAGUGACCCACCUACAUCUGGAAGAAUUCCCAUUCAGAAAUUGCAGUUAGCAUGGCCGCCGCCUAGUCUUUCGGAGACUCGCAGGCCAUUUUGUGCCCAUCCCGAAAAAUUCCCGGACUGCCCACUUUCUAUCUUUGUACUUUUUUUUAUCCACUGCGGACUUAAGCCUACAACCAAACACGCACCCUCCAACUACUGAAAAGAUUUGGUCUAUGCGCGCUGCUACUCUGGGAAUGGUCAAAUCAUUUGACCGCUGGUGUCUUCACAGGGUACAACGGAUGUGAACGUGCCUCCGAGCAUGGACAUCAUUGUACGUUGGGGGCACCUCUUGUUGUUUAGGCAGUGAAACCCUGCCUUCUGAAGUGGCCCACACUCCUCUGACUCGAGAGAGAAGUAAUUCGCGAAGUCGCGCUUUCCUAAUUCCAACUCUAAUUGGUGUCUUCGCCGUGAUGGCAAAAUGAAAACUGAACUGGCGUGGUCAGGUUAGGCCUAGGGCGAAUGCCGGUUCCGACUGUCUUUAGUGUUCGGCAGUUGAACACCAAAUGGGCCAGGAUUUCUUAGUGUGCCUACCCACUGUUCUGAUGGCAUGGACAGCAAGGGUUGUAAAGUUGUGUUCUUUGGAAUCAGCUAGAGCAACACUGGUGCGAGCUGGUAGAAGUACUGUGUGUGUCAGGUCGCGGGAACUACUGCUCCUAUAACGAUCUUCAACAGUCUACGUCCACCAUAAAGACCUGCUAUUUAAAUAGCAACCUCGGCUACCCUGUUCUUCCGCCCUGCCAGUUCAGGCGGCGGUUACAGGCAGCUGCAAGCUGUGGCAGUUUACUGAUCAGUCAUGCCUGUAGAUGCUCUCAGCCCCUCCGUCUUUCAUCCACCGACUAGUUGGGAUGCAUGGAAUUUUGGGCGAGCAUCGGAUAUGUAAGUCCAUUGGGAAAAAAUGAAGCCACGGACUCCUGUGAUACGGAAAAAAAUUUUAAUAUUAGAUUGAUCACUAUGGCAGAUGGACGUGAGGAUUAACCGAAUCUACGAAAGGCACUGAGAAAAUCCGUAUUUCGCCGUAGGUUUUAUUAUUUUAACUAGGUGCCGAACCAGACCACACAGUCUGAAAAGUGUGAAUUAGGCCGUGCAAACAAGCGGAAAACGGAUAAUCCAAGUCUAUUGGACCAAAAAAGCCGGAUUACGUAAAACGGUACGCGACAGACAAGCCUAACCCUAACCCUAAUCUUUAACCCAGCCCCGGACCUGACCUUAACGCUAAAUUUGAUGGUUUUCUUAAAUUUAGCCGGGAACAUAAUCCUAAUAUAACGUUCCUGCCAAAUUCAAGUAAGUAGGCGUGUUAUGAUAAUAAAACAAUGGGUUUGCAUGUCCAGUCCCUGCCGGCUGUGCUCAGCUUACUAGAUUGAACGCUUUGAAGCGUUCAGCAGGAUCCGAAGGAAGCGGUGCCAGGCAGCCAUCAGCGGUUUAUACUCCAGUUUUCAUUUUUCGACCUAGGUGAACAUUCACAUGCAAGGUCCCCGGUUCUUCCCACUUGAUCGACUGUUGGCCAUCUUCUACGCCCUCUUCGAUCUAGAGAGCGACGCUGACUGCCAGCAUAAGCGCCGCCCGCCCUACACCAGCCUUCUGACCAGCCAGGUGGCAUGCCUCUCGGGGUUGGGGCUCAUCGCUGCAGCCUCCAGCACGACGGCGGCAGGCGCACUGGCCACCCGCCAUGGCAACGCGGGACUGCCGGGCCCCUACAGCAAUCCUGACGAUCCCCUGGCCAAUCCACGUUUCCGCUGUCUCGUGAGUCUGGAGACAGCCCGUGCGGUGGCGAAGUCAAUCAACAUCAACCUGAAUUCAUAUCUUUUAGACUUUAUUUGA
Molecule: messenger RNA, 10257 nt
Organism: Spirometra erinaceieuropaei
Lineage: Eukaryota; Metazoa; Platyhelminthes; Cestoda; Diphyllobothriidea; Diphyllobothriidae
Source: the annotation of a GenBank genome assembly